AUGAGUAUGCAUUUGAUAGUUGCGUUUGGGAUAAAUCUUAAAGGAAGUGAACUCGAGAACACUUAUGAGGAAGUCAUCCAAGGAACCAUGGAGGUGUUAGGAAGUUUUGCAGCAUCAGAUUACUUCCCGGUCAUUGGUAAACUCAUCGAUAGGAUCACAGGGUUACAUAGCAAAUGUGAGAAGGUUUUUAAAGUAAUGGAUGCAUUUUUUGAUCAAUCCAUAAAGUGCCAUUUGGAAGAUGAAAGUAUCAAAGAUGAUUUCAUUGCCUUGCUUCUCAAGAUGGAAUCUAAAGAGACUGGACCUGGAGAGUUUCAAUUUACACGAAACCAUACCAAAGGAACUCUUCUAGAUAUUCUUAUUGGUGGAAUAGAUACUUCUGCCCAUACUGUGACGUGGGUGAUGACGCAUUUGAUUGCAAACCCAAGAGUGAUGAAGAAAGUGCAAGCUGAGGUACGAGAAGUGAUAAAAAACAAAGACAAUAUCAUAGAAGAAGAUAUGGAACAACUCGAAUAUCUCAAAAUGGUCAUUAACGAAACACUUAGGAUAAACCUACUUUUGCCACUUCUAGUUCCAAGAGAGGCGUCGAAAGAUUUAAAGAUUGGGGGUUACGACAUUCCAAAGAAUACAUGGAUCCAAGUCAAUGUAUGGGCUAUUCACAGGAGCCCAAACAUUUGGAAAGAUCCAGAAGUUUUUAUUCCCGAGAGGUUUAUGGAAAAAGAGAUUGACUACAAAGGUCUAAACUUUGAGUUGUUGCCGUUCGGUAGCGGGAGGAGGAUGUGCCCUGGUAUGGGUUUGGGUAUGUCUUUGGUACACUUGACUCUUAUCAAUCUUCUUUACCGUUUUGACUGGAAUCUUCCGGAAGGAAUGGAAGCAAAAGAUGUUGAUCUUGAAGAAUCAUAUGGACUUGUCUCUCCUAAGAAGAUUCCACUUGAACUCAUCCCGGUCAUUACCCAUUGGACUUAA
Molecule: messenger RNA, 963 nt
Organism: Eruca vesicaria subsp. sativa (arugula)
Lineage: Eukaryota; Viridiplantae; Streptophyta; Magnoliopsida; Brassicales; Brassicaceae
Source: the annotation of a GenBank genome assembly